ACUUCCAUUCUCGCGGGUAGGAAAAAAGAAAGAAAAAACCCCUCAAACAAUUCAAAAACCGCCCAAUCUUUCAAUCCCUCAAUUGAACGAUUCCCAAUCAUCAACGACAAGCACAAGCACCUCCCCAAUCCAUCCUUCUCCUCCUCCCUCAUCUCCACUCCGCAAUGUUUCCGACAUGACGUGGAAGCCAACGUUUCGACCCUCUCAAGCAGAAUGUGAAUUGUGCUCUAUAACUGCACGGUGCGGUAACUCGCCGCCUGCCCUCUCGCUUGCUAUAGGUCCAAUCAAUAGGAUUUAUUCGUUCGCCCUACCCACGCGUGCCUACCUGCCAGCCAAACUGGCUAGACUUGGAGAGAAUUACGAGUGGGAAAUGGUAACCGCCCGAAAACAAAAGAGAGAAAAAAAAUAAAAAAAAUAGGUGGAUCAAACACCAAUCAUAAACAUUCCCAGUAUAUUUCGAAACUUGAGGGACAAUAACGAGAAGGAAGGAAGGGUGAAAAAAUAAGAAUAAAAAACGAAAGCGAGGGGAUAGAGGAAACGUGUACCCAGAAAAUGCUGCACAGGUAGACAGACGAGCGGACAGUUAGACAGACAUUCCAGCUGUCGGGGCGGUUUUGGAAUUGUUGGCCUGAGGGGGAGAAUGCCGUGAUGUGUAGAGAGUUAAAAGGGAAAUGUCUUCCUCUCCUUCGAUUCAACUCAGUUCAAUCCAGCAGGAGCAGGGGCGGAAUUAGCAGAGAAUCCUCUCCUCCCCUUCCAUACCGGUAGAUAAUCACUCCCACCGUCCAACCUACCAAGCAUUUCCCCUGAUUCACCCCGCCUCUCCAAGCGAGCGAGGAAGAGGAGAAAAAGAAGAAAAGAGAACCGGCAUGUCCCCCACCAGCACCUCCUUCAACUCCUCCCUGCGGCUCGUCCUCCUGAACAUCUCAAUCCUCUCCUACAUCUCAACCUACAAGUCCGCCGAGUCGAUACCUUUCCUAGUCAGCGCGGCUCACAUCUGGAUACUCGUAUCCAGCAUAUUGGCGUUCCUGCUGUGCUUCCCCAAGUAUUACUCCCCGAGCACAUGUUUUCGCAGCAUGGCUUCGUGAGCGUGAGCGAGGUUUGGGAGGAGGGACAUGGCGGAAGCCAUUACCGGUAGGUGAGUGAAUGGGUUUGUGGGUUUGGUUCUGUCUGUUUGGUAGACCAGGAACUCGGCUAACAGCGUGUGUGUGUGCACGUGCGGUGCAGAUCCGGAAAGAUUUUGGUUUGUCGGUUGCUGGGGAUUGCCGGGUCGUGCCGUGGACGGGAUUGCGCGGGUGUUUUCCCUGUUGGUUUGCUUUCUUUUUCCCAUCUCUUGACGGGAAAGGAGAGCGAGAGACAGACAGACCUGCAGAGAAAGAACCCCCAGAAUCUCUGAUCCUUCGGCACAUGCUGUAUCGAUUCCCGACCCCAGCCUCCUGGAGUGGGGAAUAAGGAAAUAUUCUCCGGAAGAUAACGAAGACGCGCUCACUUUCCCACUGGAACCAAGUUCCUGACUUGAACUGGCGAAACGAGCGGGCGAAGGCUGAAGGGUGCGAUGGACGAACACGGCCGGCACUAUUCUCUUUGUCUGCUUGUUUCGACGGGUCAAUGCACAGGAUAUUUACGUUUUUCGAGAGUAGGAUGUGGGAAAAAGGGCUGGCUGGCUGGUCCCCAUUCCGCCUCCCCCUUUUAUGAUAUGUAUAUAUCGGGUGGUGUUUUUUUCUUUUCUUUUUCACUUCUCCCGUUUUCAAUUCCUUCUUUGUAGUUUAGACAAGCGAGUGAUCUGAGGUGAGUUUGGCGUUUUAUUGGGAUUUUUCUCUUUUUUCUUUGGGGGGGGGGGGGAGGUUGGUGUUAUGGGGUUCAUCAGAAGCUGAGGUUUUUAUUUUUAUGUUUUCACUAGAGCUUUCUGGUCCGAUGGGUGGGUGUAUGUAUGCGCGGUGGAUGGGAUUCCAGGGUCUUUUCAACUGCUUAUGGUGGAUCGUAUGAUUUGGCGUUUUGAACCGGGUAUUCUACUGUACUAGUAUAGCUGCGUUAUAAAGUUCUCAUGCUCCACCUUGCGCCUCAAGAACUAUGCCCAUUAACAACCACAGAACAGAAAUAGCCCUUUAGAUGACUGUUUUUGGAUAUGCCCCCAAGGGUAUUGUAGGCUUUUGUCACAAUUUUGUUGCUUUUUUACUGAAUAACAUGAAAGAAAGUGAGGGUCAGCUAAGAGUUCCCAAAGACUGGGGGAUAAUUGGAAGGGUAUGAGAACUUUAGGGACGCAGCUGCAGGGAAUUUUUUUUUUUUGUGGUUAUUGUUUGUAUCAUAUCACACUGCGGGAUUUAUAAGAGGGGUAUGUAUAAAAAGAGCUACGAUACUUGCCCGGUGUGUUAUGAUAUAGUAUCAUAACUCUUCAGCAGAGGGACCGUCAGGGGGGUUCUCUCUCUAACGGAGUCCGACUAUCAGAGUAGGGAGCGCAAGUUAAUUUAAAGCCGAGUAGGCUGAAAUAAGGGUAUCACGGGUUUGGGGAUAAACUAGGGAGCAUGAAGCCUUCUUCACCGAUCAGGGAUCAUGGUGGAAGAAGUGCGAGGGUCCAGAGUUGGAUCGGAGCAUCUAGCUUGGUCCUGGCUCGCACUGCUGUUUAGGUGCCGCAAUUCGAUUCCAAGUCUAGCCCCGAGCACUACUGCAACCUUGAUCCAUUAGCCAAACUUCUAAUGGUGCUGUUUUUUCUUCUUUUUUUCUCCCUUUGCUGCUGAUGCGGAUACUAAGGUCAAUAGGGUUCGGAGGACAUACCGGUAAUCAUUGUCUCCGGGGGAGGGGGACCUAUAGGUGCGGUGGAGAUAGUUUUCCGGUUUUUGCUGACACAUUAUAGUGAGUCGUGUAGGGUGAGGUUGGGGUGCUUAUGGUCAAGCAUCAACACCACCAAUCAAUCACCUUCGACUUCACCCUAUAUCUCAUCACCCCAGCAUCACCCCCACCGCCAUCUUCGGCGAGGAUGGGAAAAAACUACCGAUAUCUGUAAUAAAUUCCCAUGAUAUGCCGUCGUAGGGCUUUUCGAGCAUUUGUCUCGGGUCCCGAAUCUACAAUUCCAAUCCUAGUCUCUGCACUAGCCCUUCCGCAAGAUUUCUGCCCGCUCCUGUUGGGCCUCUCUUCCUCUCCCCAUUCCUCCGAUAAUCGGUUCGAUGGUCCCAGAUUCAGAGUAACGCCAUCCCCUCUCUCUUUAGAGUGCAUCUCACCUGUUUGACGGGCUCAAUCUUUUUUGCCUGCUGCGGGAAACUUUUCCUGUUCUCACCCCCCCGCCUUCGUUCCGUACCCAUAGAAUAGCAUAGAUGGAGUCUGCGUUGUUAGCAAUAACUGGGCCGGACUAGUAUUAAAGGGUGGAGGAUAAGAAGGAGGGGGGGGGCAGCACAUACAAGACCAUAUGGUGCCACUUCAAACUCAUCACUCAUGCAAACCCGCGGUCUUGAGGAAGAACACAUUUCUCCCUUGUUUGUGGGAAUAUUUAGUCCGUACUUCCUUGGGCAGGGGAAAAAAUAAGAAGGAAAGGGUGAGGAAAAGGAAAGAAGGGGCAAAGUUUAAUUCCUGAUACUACGACCACCUGCUUAGUAUUAUACGAUAUCUUUUAGAAUCUCGCUCCCACAGCCACAUCCAUACAUUAAAUUUCCAUAACCAAAAGCAUUCCUUAACGCAUUCCUUCUCCCCCUCCUCUCAUUUGGUUCACUCCGCACCAUAUGACGAGCACUCACUUCGACGUUAUUAUAGUUGGAGCCGGUGUGUGAGAACCUUCCACUCUCUC
Tuber aestivum (summer truffle) is the source of this 3772-nucleotide messenger RNA. Lineage: Eukaryota; Fungi; Ascomycota; Pezizomycetes; Pezizales; Tuberaceae. The record is from the annotation of a GenBank genome assembly.